AUGUAGGAAGUAAUCGCUCUCUCAGAUUAUAAACUUACUAAAGAGCUUAACUAUUUAAUUAAGGAUAAGCAAGAAAACUAUUUUAGCAAUGAAAACUGUUUUUCUAAGCUUAUAGAUAAUAUGCUGGAUAAAUUAAAAGAAGAUGAAAGGAAGUAAACAAUCGGCAAAUUAGACCAACUUUUUCCAGAAUUGAAACUUUAAAAUCCUGUGGGUUAGCCAUAGGUCUACUCAAGUACAUGUGAUAGUCCAUUAAAAUCUGAUAGAUCUUAAUCAAGAAUAAAUUCAAUUACACCCUAAUCAAAAAAUAUUCGGAAUCAUGAUUUCUCUUUUUAUGAAGAAUUGGAUAAUGUAGCAAGGGCUUAAGAUUGGGUGUAAUUAUAGUAAAUGCUUUCAUAAAAUUAUUUUUAUAUGGAUGGCAAAUAUCCAAAUAAUUUUAUUAAACUAAAACCUCUUGUUGAGAAGCUCAAAGACAAAGCCUUUAUACUAUUAGAUUUAGCAGAUUACUUUGAAGACUGUUAAUUUUAAUUAAACCUAUCAAUAUUAAAAAAAUUAUUACUCUACUUCUAUAUGCCUAAUGAUUUAAAUUUGACAUAGGAUGAAUCUUAAGAAAUAGAGUAAUUGAUAGGAGAAAUAAUAAACUAAAGCUGGGUCUAAUUUGAAUAUCAUCAAAAUUAACUAAUUUAGAAUAAUGAAAAUAAAAGUUAAUUGGAUCUUUUAAAAGCUAUACCAUAUAUGUUAACUCAAACUCCUUAAAAGUAAAGAGAGAUCAUUGAAGAUGAAAUACGAAAGGUUUUGAACGCUUAGACGAUGAUUUCAUAAUAAGGAGAUUUUGAAUUUUACAUUUCAAAAGAAAUGCCUAUUAUAUUCGAAGUGCAAAGAAUCUAUUAUCAAAUUUGCUUUUAUUUCAUGUCCGUUUUUUAUUAGAAGUAUAAAAAUAAUGUGAGAUUUUGUGAAAAUGAAAGGAAUAGACUUUUGAAUUCCUAUAUUGAAGAAAAGACCUAAUAAAAAUCACAGAAACAAACAUAUUAAGAUAGUUUAUUUAAUGAUAACUAAUUAGAAAAAUUCUUUGUUAAUUAUCAAGUUCAAUAGAGCAUGAGCAAAAUUUCUGGAAAAGGCAUAAUUUUUAAAUCCAAUGAGGAGCUCUUAUAAUAUUUUAUUGACACAAACUUUUACUAUUUCAACAAAUAAUAGCACAUUGUGGAUAUCAAAUAAUAAAAUAAACGUUUUGCCAAAAUUUUGAAUCUUCUUACAGAAAUAAUUGAUGAAGAUAAGAGAAAAAUAGCAACAAUUAUUAAAAAAGUAAUUUAGGAUUCAUAAGAUAUUUUUGAAAUUCUUGAUGACAUCUAUGAACUAAAAUACCAAUAUGAUUAAGAAUAAGUAGAAGUCAUUUUCAGAAUUAUAUGUGAAAUGUUAAACAAAAACUUUGAAGAAUUUUGGAUAUAUAGAUUGGCUUUGGGUAAAAAUUUUAAAAAGAAACAUAUUCCAAAUUUAAAAAAGAUCUAAAAUAUAAAAGAGAAGAUGAAAAUAUAAGAAAUGGUUUAAAUAGUGAAAACUUUCGAUAGGGAAUUUUGGGAAAUUAUGUAAAAGAAAUUUCUUAAAUAUUAUUGCAUAAUUCUCAAUUCUCUAAUUUAACAUACAAUGUCAAACCAAUCAGGAAAUCCAAAAGAAGUUAUCCAAAUUUUAAGAGAUCAAUUUAAUUAAAAUAAAAUGCUUUAAUAGUAAAUUCAAAAUGCUUAAUUCUUUUAUCAUUUAUUAUAAAGCCUAAAGGAUGAAUAAGUAAGCAGUUUAUUUUUGGAAAAUCAAAAAUAGAACUUAUCGUUAUAACCAUAUCUUUUAUCCGUGGAAAUCUUAUUUUAGGUAUUUUGCUCGCUUUCAAAUGAUACUGAAUAACAACAAUUUAAAAAUAGUCUUGAAUAAGGAUUCAAAUAGUUUACUUCUUAUCAUCUUAAUUUUUUAAUAGAAUAGUCAUAAAAUAAAAUAAGUAAGAGUGUCUUAGAUUAGAUCUAUACAUUAAUUUACUAUUGGACUUUUAAAAAAAACAAUAACCUCGAAUAAGAGGCAAAAUCCUUUUUUUUAAAUGAUCCUCAAUUAUAUAAGAAAACAUUUUCAAAAUUGAACUAUUUUGAUAGUUAGAUUUUGACGGCUGAUAAUUUGGAAUAUAUGGAAAAAAAGAAAUAAUACGACAUUUACCCCAGAAGUCUUUAAAUCAGUGUAGAAGAAUUUAAUAUAACCUUAGUUGAAUUAAAUCAACAAGACUAAUAUCAAUUAGUAUAUGCUUGGGUCUUAGACAUUAAAAAUAAUAAGAAGUUCAAAAAUCUUUUACCAUUUUACUUGAAUAUUAUUAAAAGAGGGGAAUCUCCAACAAUUUUUUUAAAUAUGAUAAACCAGCUUAUAUAAACCUAGUAAGAAUAGUCUAUCAAGUAUGGAUAUUUUAAUUUUAAAUCAAUGUUUUAGCUAUUAUAUAUUAAUUCAAAUGUUGAAUUGUAAUGCCUCCUUUUAAAGCAAAUAAGUUAGAACUAUCCUAUACCUUUCCUUUAUAAAAUUCCUUAUGAAGAUAAAUCAAAAAAAAUAGAAAGCUUCUUUUUGAAUUUAAAUAUAUUUUAUAUCCACCAAAUGAGCUUUACAAUUAUUAACCUGAGCUUAUAAUAGAUACAAAAAAGAAUAGGCAAAACCUAAUUAAUUAAUAAAAUAUUUUAUUAAUAAGAUAAAUUCGAAAUAUUAGACAAUAAUAAACUAAAUAAUUGUUCCAUUGAUAUAAUGUAUGAUUCAGAAUUCCAAGGAACAAGAAAUUUAUCAAUAGCAGAUGUACAUAGUUUUAUCCCACUUGAGAUAUUAGAUGAAAUAUUGCCCUUGUUUAAAUUAUGGAUUGUUUAAUUGGAUACGGAAAAAGAAAUUGAGUCCACAAUUUCUAUUUUGGAGUAACUUAAAUCGUUUUAAUUAAAAAAUAAAACUGUGUGCUUUCUUAUAAGAGAUUCUUCUUCUUAAUUAGAAUCUGCUUAAAUUAUAAAAUUAAAGUAGUUAAAUAUUGAAUACAAAUAAGUAGUUAAUUUGACUGAUAAUAAUUUAAAUAAAUAUGUACUUAAUAAUGAAAUGAAAUAAGUUAGCUAAUUUUUAUAUGAUUUAAUAGAAAAAAAUGAAAACGAUAAUAUGAUUGAUGCAAAUCAAUUUUUUAAUGUAAUCUCUCAAAUAAAGAAUUAAAAUUUAUAAUAUACUUAAGAAAUUGGAUCGACUUGGCAAAUCUUAUCUUAAAUUGAAUAGAAUUUAGGCGAAAUUAAUUAAUCAGAAGUCCCAUUCCUUUAAUCCUUUGGUUUUUUAUUAUAGUAAUAAAAUUUCUAUAUUCUACAUCUUAAAUUUAAGGAUAUUUUAUAGCAAUUUAAUUAAAGUAAUUCCCAAGAGAAGAGGAUCACAAUUGGAAAAUUAAUGGAUAAGAUUUCCUAAAUAUAACAAAUGAAUCCAGAUCAUUAAAUUCAGAGUUUAAUGUAUUAAAAACUUGAGGAAUUAAUUUUGAAAGGAGAACCUUUUUAAUUAAUAGAUUCUGAAUCAUAAUUUGUCUAUUCCAAAAAUAUACUAAAAAACUUAAAAGAUUAAGGAGAAACCAUAUUCAUAAGUAUUUUAGGAUCCGGUUCUGGGAACUCAAAUAUUUUAAAUAAAAUUUUUGGAUCACCAGUAUAGAGGUACUCCAAUGUUAAUACUGAAGGAUAUUAUUUUUAAUUAUUGAAUAUAUACAAUAAAAGCAUUUUUGGAGAUUUAUUUAAAUAAGUUAUCGUUUUAGAUACUGAAAUAUUAGAAAAUCACAAUUAAGAUUAUGAAGAAUCGACGAAAAAAAUUAUCCUAUUCAUCUUGUCUAUAAGUGACAUUAUUAUUAUAAAUACUGAGGGAGAUAUAAAAACAGAGUUCAAGUAAUUAGUCGAGACCAGCAUUUAUAAUAUGGCUAAAUUAGUAAAUACUCCUAAGUAGAUAACAUGGUGUUUCCAUUAAAAUAAUAACAAUUUAGAAAAGAAUAAUGAUAUAAUUUUAAAUCAUUUGUAGAUUAUUGAAUAGGAUUUGAAAUAAGAAUUUAUUUAUUAAGUUAAUGAGGAGAAAGCUCAAUAUUAUGAGGAAAUUUUUGAUGUUGAUUAAUACAAAACAUUGUAGGGGUAUAUGAAAAUUGAAUAUUUUUGGAAAUAAAAUAAGAAUUUGGAUAUGAAAUAUAAUUGGAGACAAUUAAUACAGAAUGAUGAUUUCUUUAAUGACGCAUGUAGUUAUGGGAUUUAAAAUAUUUAAGCCUUUAUAAAAAAGAGAUAGAAUUAAAGUUAAUCAAGAGGAUAGCUUAUAUAAAAUAUAGAGCAAAUUAGUGAAUAAAUAAAUAAAAUGGACGAAUUAUCAGAAUUUAAAAAAUUAAAGUAAUUUCAACAAAAUGAUUUUAUGUUGCCAUAAUAUAAGGAAAUUUUAUCUAAUAUUAAAUUUCCAUGCAAUGAUUAAAUUAAAGAAAGUAUAGAUUUAAGUCUGAAUUAAAAUAAGCAUAUUCUCUCAAUAGAAAUAGUAAAUACUAUUUACAAUGAAUAAUUUGAAAACAUAAAAUACUAUGAUUAAAUUUAAUUAGAAGUAAAUGAAAAAUUAAAGUCCAUUUAAGAUGAUAAUAAUAUAUCAAAUAAAAUAUUAUCUAAGUAUCAAAAAAUGAUAACUGAAGAUAUUAAUGAGAAAAAGUAAGAGACCAUCAAUAUUAUCAAUUCUAAAUUAUAACAUUUGGACUAAUUUCAAUAAAUAAGGGAAAUUUAGUAAGAAUCACUGAUGAGGGAUAAAUUCAACUCAAUAGUGAGUGGCUAAGUGUUUCCAGAAAAAUCAGAAUUCAUAGCAAAUAUUUAAUAAUAAAUUUAAGAAAAUAACUAAGAAAUAACCACUGAAAAAGUAGAAUUAAUCAAAACAGAAUAAAUUGAAUAUCUUGGUUAGAUAUUUGAUUAAAAGGAGAAAGAAUUAAAGUAAUAAAUAGCAGUCCUUUAACGAGAAAAUAAUAUAAAGGAAGAAAUUAUCUAAAAAUACGAAGUGAAAAUUUAAGAGUAAAAACAUGUUGAAUUGUAAGCUUGCAGUCUUGCUAUUUCUUCAGAAACAAAAAAUAUUUAAGCAAACCUAUCAAAAACUUAAGAACAAAAAUUAUAUUAAGUCAAAAUAAAAGAAGUGCAAUAAAAUCCUGAUAUGAUAAAAGAAUUAAAGGAAAAUCCCGAUAAGUUGAAAGCUGUAUAUAAUUAAGUUUAAAAUGAAGCCAAAUUGAAAAAAGAAAAAUAAGAUGAAGCUUUAUUAAAAGAUCGCUGCAAUGAAUUUUUCAAUAUUAUACAAUCUUAAAUUAAAGGAUCCUCACUAUAAUCUACUUCAUAAGAAAAUUAUAAAUAAGCAUUCCUUGAAAAGUUAAUUAAAAAUCAACCAAAAUAAUAAGAUCAUGUUGAGUAAUAUAAUAUACUCUAGUCAGAAUUAUAAUAACCAUAAUUUAAAUUGCUUGAAAAACAAGAUAAAAAAUAAUAUUUAGAAAUUUUCACUCAAAAUAUUUAAAACAAACUCGCCAGUAGUGCUGAUAAACCCAUUUUGCAGUUAAAUCAAUUUUAUAUAAAAGUAAUUAAAUGCAUCAAAAAAUAAGAUAUUGAUAGUUACAUGAAAAAUGGCAACAUGCUAACAGAUUUUGAAAGUGAAAUUAAAAGUAAUGAUAAAUAUCAAAUAUAAACCUUCUUAGAAAAAUUUACCGUAUUUGAUUUUGAGAUUAUAGGUUAGAAUGUUGAUUAACUUUGUUAGGCAAUUUAGAAUGGAAUUCAAGGUUAAUAAAAAUAGCAAUCUCUUUUGUAAUGUUUUAAACCAAUUCAAAAAUAAGAUACCUUAAAUAUUUUGAAUGAAGACUCUAUAAAUAAAAUUCAAAAGAAUUGUUAAUAAUUAAAUAAAGUUCUGAGUCAAUUUGAAGUAAUUCAAAUUAAUAAUAAUUCUGAAAUAGAUAAACAAAAAAUACAAGAAAACUACUUAAUUGAGACAAAACCAGAAAUUUAAAAAAAAAUAAAAAAUUUUAGCCAACUAGAAAUUGAUAUUUUCACAUACAUUAUGAAUUAACAACAAAAUUUAGAAAACAAAUUUAAUUCUAAUAUUGUAUCAUUAAUUUCAAAGUUAAUGAAUGAUGAGUAACAAAAAGGUUGGAAUAUGUUGUAUGAGCAGAUUUUCUAAAUGGUAUAUGAUGAUAUGUUAGUUAAGAAUACUGUUACAGCAUCUUAAGAGAAUUUUGCAGGUUUGAUAAAAAGAUUGUAACAAAGACUUGAAAUUUAAAUUAAGGAUUUUAAUAAAUAAUUUUCACUAUUCGGUGUUUUAUUAAAUGAAAUAGGAGAAAGAAGCAUUUAUAAUUAUGCUAUGUUUAUGAUUUGGAGAAUAGUAUGCUUUAAAUAUUGGGAGUAAAAAAAGAAAAAUGAUGAAAAUGAAUAAUAAGAACUAGAAAAAGAUCUAUUUAUUAAAUUUAAAGCCGACCUUCUUUAAAAUAGAUAAGAGUAAAGCGAAAUUCGAGGUAAACAAUAAGCGACUGAAAUAAUAAAAUUAUAAUAUUAGAGGUUAUAUUAAAGCUAUGAAACAGAAGUGAAAGGGUUAAUUGCUAAUUAUGAUAAGGAAACAAGUUUUGAUCUUAUAAAAAGACUUGAUAAAGAAAUCCUUGAAAGGUAGAACAGCAAAAUAACAAAUAGUUAGUUGUUAAAAUAUAUUAGAAAUCAUGCUGAUUAUAUUGAGACAUAUGUAAAAGACAAUCUUGAUAUAAUUAAAACUGAAAUAUAGUCACAAUUGACCAAGAAAUUAAAAGAUGAUAUGAAAUAAUUUUUAAAAAGGAUUGUUCAAAACACAUAAAAAUUGAAUGAUUUUAACAAAAAUUUGUCUGCCAAAGAUUAUUUUGUUAAACUAAAAAAUCUAGAUGAAGCUCCCAGCUUAUUGUAUACAGCUGUUUUUGGUUGCAUGUAAGGAGCACUAGAUUAAAAUAUAAUCAAUUUAAUUAAACCUGAUAUGAUACAAGGAUUUUAGAUCCAAGGAUGUUAUAAAUUUCCAUUUACUUUAAAGAAUAAUUUAUAAAACAAAUUUGAUGAAGAAAUAUAGAUCUUAUAUUAUUUUAUGUAAUCUUUUAAUAAGAAAAUCUAAGAGGAAAUGAAGUAAUUGGAUUAAUUAAAAAUUGAUUUUGAAAAAUUAGAUGUUUAAUCUCAUUUAGAUGCUUUACAAGUUAAAUAGAUAGGAUGCUAACAAUCGUGCCCCAUUUGCAAAAGAAAAUGCGAUUUAGAACUUGAUAGAAAUCACAAACACUAAUUCAGAAGCGGACAUUAACUAAGAGGUAAUAUAUUAAUAUCCAAUAUUAGGUUUUAGUGGAGUAAUGAUAGGUGUCAAACCUUCAUUAUUUACUUGUGAAGAAAUUCAAGAUUAUUGUAAGGUAUAGGUAAUGGAAACCAAAUCAAUAAAAUAUUGGGGAGAUAUCAAGGAGAUCUAUAGUGAUUUUUAAUUCUCUUGUAUAGAUGUUGCAGAAAAGAAGGCUUUACUGAAAAAAAAGUUUACUGAUAUUUGGAAUUUGCAUGUUGGGGAAUUGAUCUGUAAGUAAUUAACACAAGAGAUUGGAUAAGAAAUUUAAUUCAUUAAACAGGAAGACUUUGAUAAAGAAUAACUCUAACAAGCACCUAAAACAAUGCAUUAUGUUAUUAUGUUAGAUGACUCUGGCUCCAUGGAAGGGGAAAAGUUUAAUAAUGCAAAAGCAGGUAUCAUAGCAUUUCUUUCAGAAAUUCAUAAAAUGAAAAAUAAAGAUUCAAGAGUAACAAUUAUCAUAUUUAAUUCUAAUGCAAGAGUUGUAAUUGAUUCUGAAGUUAUUAAUCCAAAAGAACAAGAAGAAAAAAUAAAAUUAAUUGGCGGUGGGACAAAUUUUAAUUAUCCAUUCCUUUAGGCCUAUGAAAAAAUUAUUUAAAGGCCUGAUUUUGAUAAAUUCCAUUCGUAAUUAUUUGUUUUAUUCUAGGCAUUCUAUGUUUUUUUAUACAGAUGGAUAAGCAAGUUACCCUUAAAAUGCAUUAGAAUAAUUUGAAUAACUAAGUCCAGAAUAAAAACAAAAAAUAGAACUUAUUGCUUGCUCUGAGGAGAAAAAUCCACCUGAGGCUCUUCAGAAAGUAGUAGGUUUCUUUAAAGAAAAGAAUUUUGCUUUUGCUGAAUUAAAAAGAGCUAUCCAAUCUGAAGAGAUAGGAUCAACAUGGAUAGAAACUAUCAGUUAAAAAACUCAUCAGCUUUAAAAAUUUGGUUGA
This is a messenger RNA of Paramecium octaurelia, 8255 nucleotides long. NCBI's taxonomy places the organism in Eukaryota, Ciliophora, Oligohymenophorea, Peniculida, Parameciidae. The record is from the annotation of a GenBank genome assembly.